CAACUUUUUAAACAUUUUCUCAAUUCCCCAGAUUGCAUCUGUGUCUACAAGCGAUAUACUCAGCAACAAGGAUGACUAUCCAUACUUCAGUAGGGUGGUACCACCAGAUAGGUUCCAAGCCCAAACCAUGGUCGACUUAAUGUUAUACUUCAACUGGAGCUAUUAUUCCAUGGUCUACUCGGAAGGAGUAUAUGGAGCCAAUGGUAUGUCUCAAGUGAAACGAAUUGCCAAAUCUAGGGGCUUGUGCAACGCAUUUCUUGGCAGUGUCCCCUUUGAUCUGGGCGACGAAUCGAUAUAUAUUGAAAUAAUACAAAACUUGAGGCGUAAUAAAAAGGCGAAAGUAGUUGUUUUGUUCUUAGAGCCUAUACACAUUGAGAAACUUUUGGCCACAAUUGAUAAAUAUAACGCUGCAAGAGAAUUCAUAUGGAUUGGGUCAGACACAUUCGAAGAGCCAGAUGUGGAAAAUAUUCCCAAGACCCUGCAUGGAGCCUUUUCAGUGCAACUUACAUCCAAAUAUGACAAAGCCUUCAUACAACAUUAUCGAACCCUGACUCCUUGGAAUAAUCCAAAUAACCCCUGGUUUUCUGAAUAUUGGACGCUGGCAUUCAAUUGCACAUGGCAAACUAACAACACUAACCCCAGACCACCAUGUGACACGUUUAAAUCUCUCACGGAGUCAAAGAAGCAUAGAGAUUCUCCUUGGAUUUCUCUCCUCUUGGAUACGGUGUAUGCAUUUGGAUAUGCAUUGGAUGAUCUUAUCCAGGAGAAUUGUCAGAAUCACGUUGCUGACAAAAAGGCAAUGUUAAGUUGUGUUCAAAAUACUGGCCUCACUUCAUAUAUUCGACAGGUGCAAUUUGAGGGUAGCUCUGGUCCAAUAUCAUUUGAUGAAAACGGUGAUGCUUUUGGAGGCUACACAAUAAAACAUUUCAUACCAAGUGAUUCAGGCUAUGCUUCAAUUCAAGUUGGUUCAUGGAAUCGGUCAUCUGAAUCACUCAAGCUUAACGAAAGUAACUUGUACUGGAAUACUAAUGACACUAUACCAGUGUCCAAAUGCAGUGAAGAAUGCAACGUGGGAGAAAUCAGAAUUCAACUUGAACUGCCCUGUUGCUGGGACUGCUUUAAAUGCCAUGCUAAUGAUAUUGUCAUCAAUGGGUCAGUGUGCAUAAAAUGUCCAAUGUUUACAUGGCCGGAUGAAAGCACUGCUACAGAUUGUGAACUCAUAGAGCCAGACUUUAUCAAUUUACUAUCUGAUUCUUUGUUCCUUUCCCUCUUCAUUUUGACAAUGCUUGGAUUGGUAACAGUAUUAUUCAUGCUUGGACUGUUUAUUCACUGGAGAGGGGAGAAAAUCAUAAGAGCUUCAUCAAGAGAGUUUAAUUACUUCCUUCUUCUCGCAACUGUAAAAGUGUAUGGCAUCAGUUAUGUUUAUCUCCUAAACCCGAGUGUGAUCGUUUGUUAUUGUGGACGUGUCGGCUUUAGUAUUGGUUUCACUAUCCUGUAUGCACCGCUCCUUUUGAAAGUAGCCAGGAUUUAUUGCAUAUUUAAAGGAGGUUCUAAAUUUCAACUGGAGCUACCUAAGUGGAUAGAAGCCAAGAGGUCUCUGGCGAUAACAAUGGCAUUGAUAUCAAUACAGGUGAGUUUCAUUUCUGUCAUAUGCUUUACCAUUGCAAGGACAAUAUGUGCUAUUUUAGAAAAAAAAGAAUUGCUAUCAUUUAUUUAUGUCCAAUUAAUUUGUAAUUAAUUUUUGAUUUUAGAUUGGUAUUACAAUUGCUGUGUCAGUGACUGCUCCUCCGAAUGUGACAAAGAAAAUGCCAGUUGAAAGCGAGAAGUAUGUUGAACUCAGCUGUGACUUUCCAGUUUGGAGUAUGAUUGUUUCAAUUAUAUUCAACUUGUUACUGGUCUUAGCUACAGCGACAUUGGCUUUUCUCACCAGGAAACUACCAGAUAAUUUUAAUGAAACAAUGCAUAUCUUGUUAUCUGUGUGUGCAACUUUAUUUUUGUGGCUGUCAUUCAUCCCUACUUAUUUUAUAACUGAUCGAGCAAAGCACCAACAAAUGUUGUUCUCUGUGAUGUUUUUAUUAACAGGGGCAGUGUCAAUUGUGUGUUUGUUUGCACCACGCAUAUACGCUGUUAUAUUCGUAGAUGAAAGUAAGAUAACAUUCUCAUCCACAUUUGCUUUUAAACAGCAGACAGAAACAUCCGAAAGAGAUAAUGGGCAAUCUUCAACAAUGUCAUCCGGUCCAGUGGAAAGUGUAAACAUGUCAAAGUUGUAACUUUUGAUUUGGUGGCUGGUUGCUACUAUCAGACAAUUCCGACAAAUAGCAUUGUUUGACACACUGGACCUACUAUAGUAUCUAUAGCUAGAGUAUAUUUGAAGAUACCACUUGAUAUGAAAUUGACAGGGGUUGGUUGUUUUUGUCAUGUGGCCUUAUUCAAAAAGGAAAGCAAUGAUUGGCUAAAUUGGUCAUGCUAGUUUGAAUGCUAUAGAGUCACUCUAACCACAUUUUUGGAAUCACUUUGGGAAGAAACUACACAUGUAAAUAAUGUAAUACGCGUAUUACAAACCAUAAAAAGAUAUUUGCUUAGUAAUUUACAUAAUUAUUUGUUCAAAAAGAUUGAACUAUAACAGACAAGUAGAGGCAUUUUGAUAUUAAAUGUAGGUAUCUGAGAAUGUUGUAAACAUAUGGUGAAACAAAUAUUAGAAAGGAUGGGUAUCGAUAUGGUGAACUUGAACACACGCUUUUCUUGAACAAGUUAUCAAAAAAUUCUAAAACUUUUACACAUUGUCAAUUUAAUGAUUAUCUUUUGGAUGGUAACAACAUACAGUAAUUUGAAAGAAU
Messenger RNA from Owenia fusiformis, 2837 nucleotides. The record is from the annotation of a GenBank genome assembly. NCBI's taxonomy places the organism in Eukaryota, Metazoa, Annelida, Polychaeta, Sabellida, Oweniidae.